AUGGAGCAAACUCGUAGUGAACUGGAUGCCUUAUCUAGUGGCAGGCGAAUCUAUCUAGGCAACCUGCCUUACAAUGCGAAGCCUUACGAUAUCGCAACCCUCCUCGGGGAGAAUGGAUUCAAUGAGUUGGAACACAUCCAUAUCUCGGUUGACCCAGUCAGCGCCCGAAACCCGGGAUACUGUUUCGUCGACUUUAAUGACCGUGAAACUGCUGACCGAGCUCUUUCCGGCUUAAAGGCUUCUAUCAAUGGGAGGCCCGUCAAAGUUGGUCCAUGUCAACCCAAGAAGCAGAACAAGCCCCGCUGGUUCAACGAAGAUGAUCCGGUCAACAAACGUUGGGGUGAUUGGAGCUCUAAGAAUGGCAAUUACGUAAGUACGGAUCAGACACAGAGAGGUCCUAACUGGGCACUGGACCACUUUGAAGAUAUGGUAGACAAUCUCGGGGGACGGAGACUAUAUGUCGGCGGGUUGGACAUGAUGGUCAACCAGGCUUUACAUAACACAGAGAUGACCGAAUUGUUUGCCGAAUUCUGCCCAACUGCGAUUGGAAAAAGAAUCACGCCGCAUGAGAGCCAAAGAUCUCGAGCAGGCAAUCAUCAUUACUGUUUCGUUGACUUCGCUACCAAGGAACAGGCAACAAGAGCAAAAAACGCACUAGAUGGUCAGCCCUUCGGAGAAGACAAUUUGAAGGUGUCAUUUGCAAAGCGGAUCCCGAAAAAGCUGGUGGGAAGGCAUACGGUUAACAGAGAGAGCCAUUCCGGGCAUGACGAAAAAGCAUUUUAUCGUUCCAGCAAUCCUUCUUCUGAAAACAGGGCCCAGGAAUCCAACAAUUGGCGUAACAAGAGCUAG
Messenger RNA from Penicillium manginii, 849 nucleotides. Its product is annotated as RNA-binding protein. NCBI's taxonomy places the organism in Eukaryota, Fungi, Ascomycota, Eurotiomycetes, Eurotiales, Aspergillaceae. The transcript has 3 exons. The record is from RefSeq and is a predicted model, not a curated record. Gene Ontology annotation, molecular function: RNA binding. Bases 1 to 849 code for a protein of 282 amino acids.